CAUACCUCUCUCCAAAUCUCCAACUACUAGAAAUGAAACAAAUUACCUCAGAAUUUAAUUUCUUAUGAUCACAGAGCGAGAGAGAAAGGGAGACAAAUUGCCCAUCUGCAAUUUCUGCCACAGCAACGUGUCUGUUUCAGUCAUUUCCUUACCCACCCAAAUCCAACCCUCCUCCUCCCCGCUGAAAAAAGGAUCCCAGCAUUCAAGGCGAACCCUGUAACCCACGAAAACUUGAAGCCCACAAAAACCAGGCAACAGAAGGGAAGUACAGAGAAAUUAAGAAGGCAAAGGAGAAGAAGACAAGAAGAAGAAGAUGGAGAAAAAAGCCUCCCGUUUCCCUCUGCUCCUCUCCUUUUUCCUCGUAUUCUUCUCCUUCCCUUACCUAUCGUCAUCCGUAAAAACGAUACCCAUCUCCCUGGACGAGCCCUCUGCCUACAAAGAGCUCAAAAACUGGGGUUUCCCAAUUGGGUUGCUGCCCGCGAACGUCAAGGAUUAUAGCCUCAACCGGACGACCGGCGAAUUCUCGGUGAGCCUCGGGGACCAGUGUCAGAUUACUCUUCCUCCUGAUAACUAUGUGGCCACGUACAAGAGGACCGUAACGGGGAGGGUGGCGGAGGGGAAGAUUGGACAGCUCGACGGGAUUGAGGUGUGGGCUAUAUUCAAGUGGUGGUCGAUCACUGGCAUCAAGGCCAGCGGCGAGAACCUGGUCUUUGAGGUGGGGAUGGUUUCGGCGAAGUUUCCGACGAAGAACUUCGACGAGAGCCCCGUGUGCGAAGGAACGAGCUCGGCUAGCCGAUGAGGGGAAGAUAAUUUGCCUGGUAAUUAGCUUUCUCUCCAUUCUCGAACCAAAUAGUGCAAGCUUAUGCUACGAUAUGUAGUUGCUCUCAGAACAUGGUUAGACAUGCUAAGUAUAUCUAUUGGACCUGGCAAGAUAAUGACUAUUAGUGGACUAUCAAUUUCUGCUUGUUGUAUAUAUGUUUCUGUGACAAGAUGGUUGUGUUUGCAAAAACAAAUGGUGGACUUUCUUUCUCUA
Messenger RNA from Nymphaea colorata (pocket water lily), 1033 nucleotides. RefSeq lists its product as uncharacterized. The coding region runs from base 314 to 799 and encodes 161 amino acids. The transcript is spliced from 2 exons. The record is from RefSeq and is a predicted model, not a curated record. Lineage: Eukaryota; Viridiplantae; Streptophyta; Magnoliopsida; Nymphaeales; Nymphaeaceae.